CAAUGAAAACUUCCGGCAAAGUAGGCUAACUUGUUUUGUCAGGAAGUUGUAGGCCUAAUCGAAAGUAGGAAAUUCAGAAAGUUGAUGAAAGUGAAAGGACGUGUUUUAUUCUUUUUUUAUGAGGGCAGAGCCAUGUGUCAUUAAAAUUUCUUUCAUACCACCAGUGAGUGAUGGAUUUGUGCCUAUUAACUCACCGAAGUUAAGGCCUUACUUAGACUACUUUACUUUGAAUUGCGGCGAGAAAUCCCACUCACACACACAGCAGUAGGCUACUGUAGGCCUACACAGCUGAGCAGACUACAACCUGUCCUAUAAAAGCUGACAGCGUAGAUCUUUCAGCUCAUGGCAGACGAUAAGACUGCUGGUGUUGAGGCCUCGGCCAUCAGUAUUCUGAAGAGAGCUGUUGAACUGGACAACACUAAGAGGUUUGAUGAGUCAUUGACAUGUUACCAGGAAGGCGUUGGCUUGCUCAUGCAAGUUUUGAAGUCUGUCAACGAUGCAGGGAAGAGACAGAGAUAUCGGCUAAAGAUUGAGGAAUAUCUCGCAAGAGCAGAGGAGCUCAAGGUGUUUGUGAAAGAGGAGAAAGAAGCAUCCAAGCAACACGAGCAGAUCCACAUAGAGCCCGACACGACAGGCCAUUCAUAUGACUCGCUAUUCGGCCGAUACCUGAACCAACAUGUGACCGCCGUGGAAGUGGAGGACCCGUACAUACGGUCACACCAUCAGGUUCAGAAUUUCCUUCGUCUGUGCGAGCUGAUUGUCAGCAGGAAGUCACCCGUCAAAACUAUCACUUUGACAACUGGCAGAGAUGAUGAAAUGAGUCGUCAGCAGCAGCAGCACCAGUGGCUUCUGGCCGUGGGGAAGUCUCUACAGUCGCGCGGCAUUCGCUUACAGAUCAUCUACUCCGACACUCUUCAUGAUCGGGAGAUCAGGUUGGACACUGGUUGGGUGAUCAAAAUUGGUCGAGGUUUGGACAUUUACAAGAACUGUGAUAAGUUUUCUAUUGGCUUUUGUGAUAUGGAGCUUCGCCCGUGUCAUGAGACGACGGUAGAUAUUUUCCAUAGGAAGUCGAUGAAAUCUACUUGCCCUUCCUGAUGAUGGUGAAACUUUAGAGAGAACUGCUUCCGGAACGCUCCCUUAACUUAAAUGUGCCUGAUGUGUGAUCCCCCAUAUACGAGACUGUGGACAAUUGCAGUCCACUGCGCUCUGCUUAUACCAGCUCUACUGGUUUGGAUUUCCUUCCGAGACCAGGGACAGGGAAUACCCUCCUUGUGGCCACUUGAGAGAUAAAGUUAUAUAUGUUGUCCAUGGGGUUUGACCAAAGGGGUGAAAGGGAAAGUCUGUACGGUGCUCCAAAUUUGGUGUGAUCAAUAAAAACAUUUUUAUUUUUAAACAAAAAA
This is a messenger RNA of Aplysia californica (California sea hare), 1400 nucleotides long. RefSeq names its product MIT domain-containing protein 1. The record is from RefSeq and is a predicted model, not a curated record. Bases 343 to 1095 code for a protein of 250 amino acids. Gene Ontology annotation, cellular component: midbody. Gene Ontology annotation, biological process: midbody abscission. NCBI's taxonomy places the organism in Eukaryota, Metazoa, Mollusca, Gastropoda, Aplysiida, Aplysiidae. The transcript has 7 exons.